Colletes gigas is the source of this 1502-nucleotide messenger RNA. RefSeq names its product putative GTP-binding protein 6. The transcript is spliced from 2 exons. The record is from RefSeq and is a predicted model, not a curated record. Gene Ontology annotation, molecular function: ribosome binding; GTP binding. Bases 39 to 1502 code for a protein of 487 amino acids. Gene Ontology annotation, cellular component: cytoplasm. Lineage: Eukaryota; Metazoa; Arthropoda; Insecta; Hymenoptera; Colletidae.
UUAUAAUUGUAAGGUUAUGACAUCAUAUAAAUUAUUCAAUGAUGCAGUGCCUAAAGAAACUCUUUUGUGUUAUACAAAUUAAGUCUCAAUAUUAUAAUGCAGUGAAACCAAUAUACAGAAAGAAAGAAUGUACAGUAUUAAAUUUUGACUUUCGAUUUAAACACGACUCUAAUAUAGAAUUAAAAGGCUACGAAGAAAGUGAAGAGGAAAAGGAUAUUUAUUCACAAUUGUCUGAAGAUUAUUUAGGGUCAGCUGCGCUUGGGCAUAGAGUAUUCGUUUUACAGCCUUAUAUAAAAUGGGGCGUUAAUAAGAAAAGAGAAACUACACCAGAAUUACAAUUGAACGAAGCAGUAGCACUUAUUAACACUUUACCAAGAUGGUCUGUAGUUGAUGCUAAAAUUGUACCCUUAUUAACUUUGGAAAAGAAAAAGUUAGUUGGUAAAGGUUCUCUUGAGACUUUGAAAAAGGAUAUUAGAAACUGUGCAAAUGUUACAGCAAUAUUUGUUAGCACAAAUUUAUUGAAGUUUGUACAAAUUCUUGAGUUACAAAAAGCUUUUAAUUUGCCAAUUUAUGAUCGUUACUCUAUAGUUAUUCAUAUUUUUCGUGAACAUGCAAAGACUACAGAAGCAAAAUUACAAGUAGCCUUAGCUGAAAUUCCAUAUAUAAGAAAGAAAAUGAUUGAUUUAUCUAAUUGUCACGGCGGGCGAAUAAAUUUAGAUGAAAAAAGAAAGAAAUUGCUUGAAAGUAGGGAAAAGAAAUUACGAAAUACACUUAAGAAGUUAAGCGAACACAGGAAAAUGAUAAAAAGUCAAAGACGUAGUUAUGGUUUCCCAAGUAUUGCUGUAGUUGGUUAUACAAAUGCUGGGAAAACAUCGCUGAUAAAAGCAUUAACGGGAGAUGCGUCGUUGAAACCUGAAAAUAAAUUAUUUGCUACCUUAGACACAACAGUUCAUCAAGGAUUUCUCCCCAAUAAGUUAAAAGUACUGUACGUCGAUACUAUUGGGUUCAUUCAGGAUGUGCCAGAAACUUUAAUAGAACCAUUUAUAGUAACGUUAGAAGAUGCUAUAAAUGCAGAUAUUAUAAUUCAUGUCUAUGACAUGAGUCAUCCUGAUGUGAAAGCACAAAUUCAACAUGUUAAACAAACAAUACAACCAAUGCUAGAUGAAAGUAAGUUAGUAAUUAAUGUUGCUAAUAAAUGUGAUAUUGCUAGGAAGGAUACGGAUGAAAAAGAGGACAUACCAGAGGAUACAUUUCCUGUCUCUGCUGUUAAAUUGACAGGCAUUGAUCUGUUACGAUUGAAAAUAGAGAAUGAAAUUUUGAGUGCUGCCAAUUUAAUAUCAAAACGUAUUAGAGUACAAGUCGGUGGUACAGUCGCCACAUGGUUGUACAAGGAAACAACAGUUACAAAUGCAGAACCUGACUCAGAGGAUCCACAAUACUUAAUCAUGGAUGUAAUUAUGUCAGAGUCUGCAUUUUACAAAUUGAAGCGAUUAUGCAAAUAA